GGUCAGCUUCUCGUUAGAAGCCGCUGCUCGAGGAUUUUCGGAGACCCUCGCCGUUCCCGCCAUGGUUCCCAGCGGUCUCUGCAGACUGGUCCUGCUGCUGCUCUUCAGCCUCCUGGUCGUCUCUGUGCAGACAGAGACAGUGUUAAACCCCUCCUUAACCAGCAGGGACCACCAGGACACCAUGUCUGGAGACCCACCUGUUGAGGGUACCACCAAAACCCCUUUCCUGGUCUUCACAGGUCACCCUGUCACCGAAGAUUACGAGGACGCCACCCUGUCCCCGACCCUGGAGGAGGACGAAGGAGUUCUGGGACCGGGGGCCAUCACAGCCAUAGUCAUAGCCGUCUUCCUCGGAGCAUCGGUCCUCCUCGCUCUCAUCAUCAUCACAAUCAGGAAAUUCACCGCCUCCUAGGAUGAACACAUCUGACCUGUGUGUGUGUGUGUGUUUGUGUGUGUGUGUCUGUGUGUGUCUGUGUGUGUAUUUGUUACCUUGUAAGAUCCAUUUUUCUAAUACAUGCUACAUUGUGAGGACCAACUGUUCCAUAAGGGGCCCAAAGCCCCAUCCCCAUAAGAAGAAGUGCCGUUGGUGGGUUAGGGGUUAGGUUUAGGGUAAGGG
Messenger RNA from Nematolebias whitei (Rio pearlfish), 616 nucleotides. It is a transcript of the gene snorc, whose product is annotated as secondary ossification center associated regulator of chondrocyte maturation. The transcript has 3 exons. NCBI's taxonomy places the organism in Eukaryota, Metazoa, Chordata, Actinopteri, Cyprinodontiformes, Rivulidae. Bases 62 to 412 code for a protein of 116 amino acids. Gene Ontology annotation, biological process: cartilage development. The record is from RefSeq and is a predicted model, not a curated record.